Xenopus laevis (African clawed frog) is the source of this 1824-nucleotide messenger RNA. Its product is annotated as E3 ubiquitin/ISG15 ligase TRIM25. The coding region runs from base 27 to 1742 and encodes 571 amino acids. The record is from RefSeq and is a predicted model, not a curated record. Lineage: Eukaryota; Metazoa; Chordata; Amphibia; Anura; Pipidae. The transcript has a single exon.
UUUCGUUCUGUGUUUCUGUUUUAGCGAUGGCGGCUGCCGAUAUGAGAGAUGAACUGACCUGCUGCAUCUGCAAGGAAAUUUAUACUGAUCCUGUAUCCCUGCCGUGUGGCCAUAAUUACUGCCAGGGCUGCAUUGGGAAAACAUGGGAAUGGCAGGAGAGUAUAGAGGAAGAUCCUUCCUGCCCUGAAUGCCGGCAACAUUACAGGAGAAAACCUGAACUAAAGAGAAACAGAAGUCUGAGUAACAUAGCAAAGCAAAUCUUUUCUACUCACCUAGAGCAGGAAGGGACUGGGAUUAUCUGCAAUUACUGCAUCCUUUCCCCUGUACCUGCUACUAAAUCCUGUCUCUUGUGUGAAGCUUCUCUGUGUGAUGCCCAUGUGAGAGUGCACAGCAAGUCAGCAGAGCACGUCUUAACUGAACCCACUAUUUCCUUCAGCAACAGAAAAUGUUCUGUACACAAUGAGCUCCUAAAGUAUUACUGCUGUGAAGAUGGUGCCUGUAUCUGUGUGUCCUGCUGCCUGGCUGGAGAACACAGGGGCCACAGGGUGGAGCUGCUGAAUGAGGCCUCUGAGAAGAAGAAAGAGAAACUGAGGAAUGUUCUGGAGAAACUGAGGCCAGAUAGAGAGGAGACUGAGAGAGGAGCCCAGAGGCUGCAGGAGCGAAGGAGAGAAGUGGCAGAAAAAGCAGCUGGUGAGACAGAGAGUAUCAGUGCCCUAUUUAGGGACAUCAGGGAACAGCUGGAAGCCCUAGAGAAGCGACUCCUGAGUGACAUCUCCAGGAAGAAAGAGGAGCUUUUCCUCCAACUUUGGGAACUAAUCCAGCAGUUUGAAAUUAAGAAGAAUGAGCUGUUCAGGAAGAUCUGUCACAUUGAGGAGUUGUGCAACAUGGCAGAUCCACUCACUGUCCUACAGGAACAGGAAUCAAAUGGAACUGCCUUUUGUGGGGCUGAGGGGGCAGAUAAUGAGGACAGAGAAAGAGAUGAUAUAAAGGUCCCUGCUAUAGGGGAUCUGAAUGUGGAUCUGAUCUCAGACACAUUACUCACAGGCUUAGCUGGGAUUGUGACUGGGAUAAAGGGAAGCAUCUCUAGGCACAGGGAUGAAAUCCUAUAUAGUAACGAUAUAAACAUAACUACAGAGGGUCACGAUUCUACGUAUCCACAUUCGCCUUCCAUUCUCUGUGGGCAGGAGGCUACCGACCUGGUACUGGAUAUAAAUACAGCUGCUAACAAUGUAUCUGUAUCAGAGGACGGGAAAACUGUAUCCUACUCACUAACAGACCAACGUCGCCCGCCGGGCCCAGAGAGAUUUAAUUAUUAUCAAGCCUUAAGCAAAGAAAGUUUCCAUUCAAGGCAAUAUUACUGGGAAGUGGAGGGCAGUAAAACAGGAGAUUGGAGGGUAGGGGUGGCCUAUCCCAGUAUAGAGAGGGAUGGGGUACAGUUUCACCUUGGGGAUAAUUGUAAAUCCUGGUGCUUAUGCAAAGAGAAUAAUAAUUAUUCAAUGAGACAUGACAGAAAAGUAAUCAGUUUACCCCACGUCCCUUCCUAUAGGAGAAUCAGAAUCUUAUUGGACAAUGAGGCCGGGUGUCUGUCCUUUUAUGAGCUGAGUGAGCCAAUCAGACACCUACACACCUUCACUGGCAAAUUCACUGAGCCCCUUCAUGCUGCAUUCUGGGUGGGUCGCUGGGGUGAACCCUCGGUGACAAUCAUUAGUUCUUUAUUUAAUAAGAAAAGUAUAAAAGUAUAAAAGACCUUUACUAAUUGUUCCUAAACACAAAAAAAGCAAACAAAACACAUCAUGGGAAACGUGUAUUACGUGAUAUACUCCA